Mizuhopecten yessoensis (Yesso scallop) is the source of this 1289-nucleotide messenger RNA. Its product is annotated as multiple epidermal growth factor-like domains protein 11. Gene Ontology annotation, molecular function: protein binding. The transcript has 4 exons. The annotation marks the transcript as partial. Lineage: Eukaryota; Metazoa; Mollusca; Bivalvia; Pectinida; Pectinidae. The record is from RefSeq and is a predicted model, not a curated record.
ACACGUAUGUACACGGGAAAGGGCCGACAGCGUCAUCCAGUCCUUCAACCAAGCAUUCAUUUGUCAGGAGAGGUACACGACGAGUUGUGGAACUUUGGAUUGGCGCCGCUGUACUCGCUACCGGAUACAGACGUGUUACACUCCGCAGCAGAAGUACACCACCCGCUACCACCAGGUGGAGCAGUGUUGUCCUGGGUGGCGGGAAGACGGAGCGGGUUCAUGUUCUAUUCCUGUUUGUCCUCACCUGUGUCUGAAUGGUGGAACAUGUACAAACGAGGGAGGAGUACCCGUAUGUUCAUGUAAAGAGGGGUACACUGGUGACAUGUGUCAAUCAGGAAGGAACCAGUGGCAAGCCUGGUAUACUGUAAUGAUUUGUGGGUUCGCUGUUAUCGUCAUCAUCUUUGUGGCUCUUCUGAUAUACUGCAGUAAGCGCAAUGGUUACAUUAUGCGGCCAAACUCGUCACCCCAGAGAGCAGGCUACAGGAGACUAAUACAGACGACCCGACUUGACCCUGGUUCCCAUGACAACUCAACCAUUCCGUCCUCUUGGACACCAUUAGAAACGCUUCCAUCUCGUAUGAAUCCCUCCGCUCCUCCCGAGACCUCGUGCUGAUGGGCCAGCAUGAGUUCGGUGGAUAUUGUUUCAUCAAUUAUUUGCCAUUUUUAUAUAUUUUCAAACUGGUUGGCUCUUUGAUCAGUUUAAUCCAUUUUGGUGUGUGUGUGUAUAUAAAGGUUGACAAUAUUUACGUCAUAACAUUGUACAGUGAAUGCUGUCUUUGUAACUGAAAAUCUCACUUUUAAUUGGUUUUGUUUCUCUGCCUUGUAUAAAUUACAUUACACUAAUGGUCAGGUUUACUAUACAACAAGGUUAGGGCUUCACAAUACAUGUGCUAGGCUCACAGUUAAAUCACUGGGGGAAAGACAAGAUCGAUAUCAGACUAGAUGUGCCAACCAUGGUGAAUGUUUAAGAUGUUUAACAUGCUCUCAUUGAUUGUGAUGUAUUUACAAACAAAAACACAUCAGUUUGUAGGAAAAUGCAAGGUGGAUAUUUUAUCACAGAAAUAUGAUCAUUGGUGAAUACAUUUUAUAAAAUCUAGAUGCUUAAAAGAAAAGAAUAUGUGGCUGAAAUUGCCUAACGUGAAACCUGUAUACACUACUGUUAUGACUAUAUAACUACCAUUGUACAGCAGAUACUGUUGUAUGUAAUGUUAUAUAUCUGUAUUGUUGUAUAGGUCUCAUAAGUAAUUACGACAGUAUGAUCAACUAUAUAGAUGUAUAUUAAUGUACAA